GGGAGGCUGACGAGGGAAGCCAACCAGCUCGCCGAUAUUUCUACACGGGCUGUCCCAGCGCUCGCAGCAAGGAAGCGCCAUGUUCAAACUGGGCUGCCGGAGGACGUCGCAGCUGCUUGGUGAAGGGUUCCCAGCCUCUCUUCGACCAAAGGUGAGAAAAGGCGCUCACUGGCUGCAGCAUCAUUGUCACGUAGUGCUGCGUGAUUUCAUUGUUCGUUUGUUAUGUUGGGUGGCUCACGUGUCAGAUGUACCGGUUCGGUCUGUCCCCACUCCUGCUCAGAACAGCACACUCCCUCGGCCACACGCCACCCACCCGCCACUGUCAACCACCGAGGAGCCGCCACCUACCUGCAGCCUCCUUCUCUGCCAGCGUCCACACCAGUGCUCAGCCUCAUACUCGACGACAGCACUCUGACGGCAAGGCGGCCGAUACUGAGAUUCUGUCCAUUCACGACGACCCCGGUGCUGAGCCAUUCGACCAUGAGCUGUCGCUGCCCGACGUCACCGAGGAGAACCUUGAAAUCAUUUCCAAGGGCAGGGAUGGCGUCGAGUACCUGUCGGAAGCGCCCUCCAGCAAGCAGCCCAGCUACGCACCAAAGGGCCUCGUCCGUGGCACUUGCCGGCGCCUGUUCAUCAACCUGGUGUGUGUUUUCCUUCAGGUGCUGGGGAUGUGGGCCUUGGAGGACUUUGGGUGGUCGGCGCUCAUCAACUGGAAAAAGAGCACGUUUGUACUGGCGCCCUACGAUAGGCAUACGGUGCCGUCAGAACACAUGCCCCCACACACACAGGCAGCCGAGAGGACGGCCCGUUCUGCUGGCUGACACACCGAGUCGGAAUCGUGUGUGUGGUGUGCGGUGUGUGUGUGUGUGUGGGUGUGGUGGGUGUGCGCUGUGCAUGGCUGGCAUGGAUCGAUUUUACUGAAUUGUGGCAUUGCAAUGCAUGUGGCUUGUCUGGCGUGUCUCGCUCGUCUUGCAUGCCUGCCGCUUUGACCAGUCGGACCAGUCCGGUCGAAGUGUGGAUGGCUUGUACGUGCGUUGGUUGGUUGACUCACUCGUGGGCCGUUGGUUCUUGGUGCUUUAUGUGCUUGUGGUGGAUUCUUUUUCUCACUCACCUUGAUUGAUUGACACACAGCUGAUCGACCGAUGGAUGCAACGCAAUCCAG
This is a messenger RNA of Vitrella brassicaformis, 1162 nucleotides long. Lineage: Eukaryota; Vitrellaceae. The record is from the annotation of a GenBank genome assembly.